This is a messenger RNA of Funneliformis geosporum, 286 nucleotides long. NCBI's taxonomy places the organism in Eukaryota, Fungi, Glomeromycota, Glomeromycetes, Glomerales, Glomeraceae. The record is from the annotation of a GenBank genome assembly.
AUGUCGUCUAACGUUGCAGGUUUUUCCACCAGAGUUCCUGUUAUUCCACUAUCUGAUCUUUCUUCAUCUGAUCUUCCGACAGUGAAGGAAUUGAAUACUCCCGAAAAACUUAGUAGUUUUUUGAAAAGAAGACUAAAAAACCUUGAUAGUCAUAUAAAUACCUUAAUAGCUCAAGAGGUGGAUGGCGAAGCUUUCCUUGAGACAACCCAAGAAGAUCUUACAAAACUAGAAAUACCUCUUGGUCCAGCCAAAAAAAUCUUGAAGCUGAUUAAUGAAAUUAAAGGUG